Molecule: messenger RNA, 1623 nt
Organism: Podospora bellae-mahoneyi
Lineage: Eukaryota; Fungi; Ascomycota; Sordariomycetes; Sordariales; Podosporaceae
Exons: 2
Coding region: 1-798 (265 amino acids)
Biological process (GO): tRNA wobble uridine modification
Cellular component (GO): elongator holoenzyme complex
Source: RefSeq, a predicted model, not a curated record
AUGUCGACCACAACCCCCCACCUUUUGGAACCCUACCUCUCCCUGCCCCGGGAAACCUCCCUCAUUGUUCUCAGCUCCAUCCUCGGCGCAUCGACAAACUGGCUGCUGGCGCGGUACAUCCACUCCUACCUCAAAACCCCCAGCGUCGAAGGCGAGCCAGAAGUCGCCGUAUUGCUGGCGUCCUUCCUCCGAGACUACUCCUUCUUCCAGCAGACCCUCUCCAAGCUCUCGAUCGACCUCGACUCCGAAGUCCGAAAGGGCAGGUUCGCGUUUGUGGAUGGGUUGACGAGCUUGUUUCUCCCGUCCCAGCGGUCCGGGGGGAGGUUGCAGGACGGGGAUGAUCUCCGGGCGGUUCAGAGACAGAUCGGAGAUGCCCUGGCGGGGUUGGAUGCGGGGAGGAAGAGAAGGGUGGUGCUGGUGCUGGACCAGCCGGAUUUCUUGGUUGCGAGUACUAGUGCUGGCGGUGGGGAAGGGGCGGGGAUCGCGGUGAGGGAUGUCAUCUUGGAUCUAAGAGAGAAAGUCCACAGCUGCGUCGUUACCGUGUCAGCCGACGACCCUCUCGUUCACCCUCCUGUCGCUCCCACACCCCUCGAGACGAACCACUCCUGGUUUGUGCUGUCACUGCUUCACGAGGCGGACAUGCUGUGCGCCCUGAGGCUGCUGGACACUGGUACAGCAAAGGAUGUCAGUGGGGUGGUGAGGAUCACCAGUUCGAGGGAUGGCGAGACGGAGGACAGAGAGUAUCUUUACAAGGUUGGGGGGCAUGGCGGUGCCAAGGUCUUCGAGAGGGGGCAGUAGAUGUCACGAUAUGGCAAGUAAAUGGAUGAGAUGCUCAUGGCAUGACAAGUCAUAGGAUGAUAUGGUCCAGAAAGGCAUAGCAAGCACGCACACAUAUGACGCAAGCGAAUGAUGCCCAAUUUUUGACAGCAAAACCGCCGCCCAAGUAGCUGAGAGCACAGCGUUCCAAGAGACAGCCGGACGCAUGGAAUAUGGCACGAGAAGCCCAAUUCCAAUCAUCAAUCAUGGACAGCACCAGAGGACAUCAUAAGCCAGCACCAAAGAGGUAAACACAGAAAUACCGAUUUUGAACCCCUUUGCGCCUGACUCUUGGGAGCGUCUGCUGGGCUGUCCUAGUAAUAACAAAGAAACACCUUCACGCCUUUCAUAAAACCGUCUGCCCUUGAUGCUGUUUCAUCACUUUUUUUGUGCUUGACUCUCGUGCCCAUGGAUAAACUGGUCUGGAUGGUAGUUGGUUCGUCGCGAGUGCAUUCGCGAUUUUUGUGUGUUCUGUGGUUUAUGACCCCAAUUUGCCCGCCGAGAUGCAUACCAUUUGUGAUGACUGAAAGCAGCAAAGCAUAAAAAACCGCGAGCAUGGUUUCCCCGUCCGGAAUAAAUUUGUGAAUCCCAGCGCCCGUUUACACCGCUCGCCAAAAACGACCCGUCCCGUCAUCCAUGUUCCAGCCCAUCAAUGCCCGAAAACGACCUGCUUACUCGGAAGCGGUGUUGGGACCCCGCGAGCCCUUGGGGACACCAGUCUGGAAGCCGUUCUUGAACUUUCUGGAGACGGUGCUGAGGUAUCUCAUGCGGCCGGUGCCGGUGACCUUUCUGCGCUUAGCCUUCUCG